Microtus ochrogaster (prairie vole) is the source of this 3240-nucleotide messenger RNA. RefSeq names its product solute carrier family 35 member D1 (gene Slc35d1). NCBI's taxonomy places the organism in Eukaryota, Metazoa, Chordata, Mammalia, Rodentia, Cricetidae. The record is from RefSeq and is a predicted model, not a curated record.
GCCGCCGCCGCCGCUGCCGCCGCCGCCGCCAUGGCGGAAGUUCACAGACGUCAGCAUGCUCCGGUUAAAGGAGAAGCCCCCGCGAAAUCCUCCACACACAGAGAUGAGGAGGAGCUGGGGAUGGCGCCGGCCGAAACGCUGACGGUGUUCCUGAAGCUGCUGGCCGCCGGCUUCUACGGCGUGAGCUCCUUCCUCAUCGUGGUGGUCAACAAGAGCGUGCUUACCAACUACAGAUUUCCGUCCUCGCUAUGUGUUGGACUUGGCCAGAUGGUGGCCACGGUAGCCGUUCUCUGGGUGGGAAAGGCACUCAGGGUAGUGAAGUUUCCCGACUUUGACAGAAAUGUACCUCGAAAGACGUUUCCACUACCUCUACUAUAUUUUGGGAACCAAAUCACGGGACUGUUCAGCACAAAGAAACUGAACUUGCCCAUGUUUACAGUUCUGAGACGGUUCUCCAUUCUGUUUACAAUGUUCGCUGAGGGAGCUCUACUCAAGAAGACUUUCUCUUGGGGUAUUAAGAUGACUGUAUUUGCAAUGAUUAUCGGAGCCUUUGUAGCUGCCAGCUCUGACUUGGCAUUUGAUCUGGAAGGAUAUGUUUUCAUCUUGAUCAAUGAUGUCCUGACAGCAGCAAAUGGCGCAUAUGUGAAACAGAAGUUAGAUUCGAAAGAGCUGGGAAAGUACGGUCUGCUCUAUUACAAUGCACUGUUCAUGAUCCUUCCCACCCUGGCCAUUGCCUAUUUCACAGGAGAUGCACAAAAGGCGAUGGAGUUUGAGGGCUGGACAGACACCCUGUUCCUUCUGCAGUUCACCCUCUCCUGUGUGAUGGGGUUUAUCUUGAUGUAUGCUACAGUGCUCUGCACGCAGUACAAUUCUGCUCUUACCACAACAAUAGUUGGCUGCAUUAAGAAUAUAUUAAUAACUUAUAUUGGAAUGUUCUUUGGUGGAGAUUAUAUUUUCACGUGGACAAAUUUUAUUGGCCUAAAUAUCAGUAUUGCUGGAAGCCUGGUGUACUCUUACAUCACUUUCACGGAGGAGCAGCUGAGCAAACAGUCAGAGACCAGUAACAAGCUGGACACCAAGGGGAAAGGAGCGGUAUGACCUGACGGCCCCCGCUCAUGUACCCUGAAGACACUGAGGCGUCCUGACUGGGGAGUAAUAUUCCUUUGCAAUUGUAUGACCCUAGGAUUGAUUGUUGCCUUUGAAAAUUUAUUGACUGUAUGUGAACUAUGUUUGAAUUAAUUUAUAUCAGACUGGAAAAUGUGCUGGGUGGGUUUAAUUUAUUUUUCUUCUCUCCGACAGUGAAGCAUCAAGUGUUUUGACAUGUGCCCUGUAGCUUACUAUCCAGGUGACCCUGGCAGGAUAUACAAUGUGCUCCAGCGAGAGCUGCCUUCCAGUGGGCUGUCUCCGGGGGCAGGUUAGCUGGGAAUGCAGCAGAGGAUCUGAACUUCUUUCUUUUUUAAUUGCAUUAUGUUCAUAGUAUCACUACGUUUGCCAAAGGUGACAAAUUUGGCACUAAAAACCCCACGAGGCUUUUGUGAAGUGUUUUACUUCCCUGGAUUGUGUGGGGUGAGCAGAGUGUGCCUUGGAAUGUCUGGUUCCUCUUUGUUCAGUAGGAGACAAGCAAGGGGUGGAGGAAGCCGGUUGUUACUCAGUUCUUCACUCACCAGGGGUGCAUUGCUCAUGCCUGUUGAGCACUGAACUGAGUGCGGGGAUGCAGAGACAAGCUGGUGGUAGCGAGAAAAGCUCGCUCCCGCCAUAGACUGAAUGUAAGAUGGAGAACGUGGUUCUCUGACCAGCUCGAAAACUGGGACUGUGCACCGGUCACUUCAGCCUCCAGAACUGCAGGCCUGUGACGUUAGAAGCACCGGCCCUGCCUACUCCCCAGAGAAUCCGGAGUCCCGGGGAGGCACUGAAGAGCUGUAGUCUAUAAUUUUUGUGCCUCAUUGGGGAAUAGGAGAGUUGUGAUAUUUUUUCCCCUCUAUUUAAAAAUUUUAUUUGUAGGCUCCACCUUGAAUAUAAAUUAUAUAUAAAAAAGCACAUUUGCAAGUUUUCUGCAGCCUUGUAUCCGGAAUCUGUGAGAGGUUUUGGUCAGUAAAGCUGAGGCGGGGUCUCCACAGAGUAUUAGUGGUUCUCUCUCUUGGUCGGCUCACGGGCACACCGAGGGCUCAGGCUGGGCCCCUUUGCUUUUUGUCUUGGGGCUCCUCUGGUGAGUGAAGGGUUCGUGACCAGCAUGUGGACACAUAAACAGGAUAUAGUCUGGCACUCACAAGUGUUCGGCCAGAGGUCUGACCUUAGCGGAAAGGACGCAGAUGAGAGAAUGCAGUGAUUUGUAGGCGAGGCCUCUGCCUGCACAGUUUUGGGGAGAUGCUCAUUUUAGGUCUACCCCAAAAGAACAGUGUUUCCAUUUCAGAGGACUUGGUCCUUGGGUCAUCUUCUAGCUCAGAUGAGCCAUGCAGCCCCCAGAACUGCCUCCCCUGAGCCCUCUCUUGUGGAUGCUCUUCUUCCCACCUGUGCGGUGCUGGUUGUGCCAUGAACAGGCUGUGUGGAGUUUCCCUUCCCUGGGGAGACAGUCUCAGUCCUCUUACCUUUUGAAAACACAAAACAAAAUGCUCUCCAUAUAACUACAGCCACUGUGAUUCUGCUUUUUAAGAAGAAAAGUAUUUUCAUAUUCUGAUGGCAAAUUUGAAAAAGCGAGAACUAUUUUCUAUCUCAGUGGGAGGUAGUUGCAUUUCAGAAUGGAGGUUCAGUGAAGACUCAGCUGUCACCCUAAGGUAGCUUCCAGGCCUUCCUCCCUCGCCUCAGAACUAAACACACUGGACUGCUUCCUCAACCUCGGGCAGCUGUCGGUGGUCCUUGUUGCCAUCACUCUUCCAAGCCUGCCGUCUAUUCUUCCUGUUCGCGUCUCACCUUGUGGAAUGAUGAGAGACUCUAGUGUUAUGUUUUUUAAACUUUAUUUUGAAAAUAUUUUUAAAGAAGAAAUCUACUGGUUAGAUUUUACUGUCUCACAGAAAUGUUUGUAGUAUUUGUUCACAGAUGCUCCCUUCUCGGGCUGAUGACUGACUCGCCCCCAGGUGCCCGCCUCUCACGUUUCUUCAGUACAGAUUUUAUUCACCAAUUUCCUUAGUGUUUUUAAAAGGUCCUGAGCAUUGAGGUAUGUCAAUCAGGUGACAUAAACAUGAAAAAAAAUCAUGUGCCUAAAUAUUUUUUUAAUGAUGUCAAAUAAAUACUUUUUCUGGAAAA